AUGUUCCACGGUCGAUGGCUUUUGGGACAGGAGCUGAAGGUAACCGUCAAAAGUGGCGACAUGAUGUCCACAUCAGCAAGAAAAGUCGAUGACGACUUCUGGCGCGAUGAGCUGCGCGAGAUGCGACAAAAGGGUCAGCUAAUGCGAAAUGAUCCAUGGUUAAUGAUGCAGUUCGCCGGACAGGAGGCAGGAUGGGCAGACUGGACGCGACCUGGAAAAGGAGGAAAGGGGAAGAAGGGAUAUGCGAAAGGUGGUGCCUUCAUGGGCAAAGGCGACGGGCCAGCAGGCGGCUUUGGAUUACGUUGCUGA
Symbiodinium necroappetens is the source of this 309-nucleotide messenger RNA. The record is from the annotation of a GenBank genome assembly. NCBI's taxonomy places the organism in Eukaryota, Dinophyceae, Suessiales, Symbiodiniaceae.